Molecule: messenger RNA, 228 nt
Organism: Podarcis lilfordi (Lilford's wall lizard)
Lineage: Eukaryota; Metazoa; Chordata; Lepidosauria; Squamata; Lacertidae
Source: the annotation of a GenBank genome assembly
AUGAAUCGGUGGCAGCGUGGAGGCUGCCCUGGCCAGCGGCAUCAGGGUGCCAUCUCUUCCUUCCCGCUGAGGCGGCUGAGUAGGAGGAAGCGGCUGAGCGGGAAGGAAGUGGCAGCAGCAUGGAGCCUGCCUCCGCUGCCCAGGCAAGUGGCAUGGGCUCUGUGCCCCGCCGACACAGAGGAUGCCGAAGCUGGUGAAGACGAGGAAGCAUUGGCGGCUGGGGCGUGA